AUGUUGGAGUUGAAAAUGAAAUGUAAACCGUUCAAAGACGUUGUUUGUAUCGGAGAAUUACAAUGGACGGGAGGCCUUGAGGAGGUGAACAACGGUACUCAUAACGUGCUGAAUGCCGCUUGUUGUUCCUACUCUGCAAUGGCUCACUCACAGCUUGUACGAACAAUAUUUCUUGGACAGGACGACAGUUACGAAGGUGGUUUUCAUGAAAAACCUGGACAAGUCGGAGGCUUCGAUCUUAUCAAAGAAGUGCGAAAAUCGGUCAUUGGAGAUAAUAAGUAUGGGUCUAACACACUUAUCAUUUUUUUGCAGAAAAGUUAUCUAAAGAAUGUUUUUAAAAAUUCAUUCGCAUUUGCAAAAACAAAGCUAAAGAAGAAAAUUAGUUCUUUUUUUAGAGUACAGUACAUUAUCACGAUCCAUCGAUUACCUUGUUCGACCGAUCGUACGAGGUUUAGAGGUUAUACCCGUAGUCCAAGCAGAAAUAAGCGCCGCAUGGACGAAAACAAAAAGGAAAAUGAGUACGAAUAUGAAUGGGAAGAGAAUGAGGGAAGGCGCCCUGCUAUGCGGGAUUAUGACGAUUACUACGAUUACGACUAUGCUGUAAUUGUUCCCCGUCAAAUGAUGUCCAGGAGGCAACAUUCAAACUCUCGCCUUUGGCCACUCGCUCGAGCACAUGCAGAUGGUGGCAUAUUCCAAACUAACGAUGUAAUUCCACUUAAGGGUGAACAGGAUGUGAUUGUCAAUAGUGGUUCUGCAAUAUCAGAUGAAUUCUCUUCACUUUCUUCAUCACAACAACAAGUACCGGUAGCACAGGCUAUGCCUGUCACCUCAGUAGAUGGGCCUCUUCCACCUCCACUACCCUCUUCUUAUCAACAGUUGCCUCAAUAUGUCCCCGCCUAUAAAGAGGUGGCAUACACACCGGCUCCCUAUAUUCAACCACCUGCUCAGCAAGUGCAGUUUCGACAACCGCACAUUACUGAAGCACCACCUCAGAGGGUGCAAUAUCGAGAGCCCUUUUCAGAGCAGCCACAGUAUCGUCAACCUUUGCCAACUCCACCGAGUGAAUACGCUCGAGCUGCACAAGUUCCAGUACAACCUGCACCAGCACAACAAUAUUAUUACUAUCCAUAUUAUCAAGGAGGUUUGAACGGAUUAUUUGAAGCAAUGCAGUGCUUUAGUGGAGAUAUGGAAGUUGAAACGCCUUCCGGACCAAAAGCCAUCAAGAAUUUAGAAGUUGGAGAUAUGGUGCUGAGUAUUGAUGAAUCCAUGGUAACAUUCUCUCCGGUGAUCAUGUUUCUUCAUAAGUUAGAAAACGAACAUGCGCAGUUUUUACAAAUCAACUUGGAAACUGGAGAGUCUUUGAAGUUAACCGAGAAUCAUUUGAUGUAUGUAACAAACUGUGCACCUGAAGAGAAUCUUCGUCUCAUAUCUGCAAGAGAUAGUCGAAUUGGGCAGUGUGUACAAAUCACAGAUUCUGCUAAAAAUUUUGCAGCAAGGAGAAUUGUUUCAAUUGAUAGAGUAGCUGGUGUUGGUAUCUAUGCCCCCUUGACCAGCACUGGAGAUAUAAUGGUAAACCAUGUGCUCGUCUCCUGUCACUCCAAUCUAGCCCUCAAAACGCUGCAGCAAACGUUCUUCAGCAUCUAUCGAAGUCUAUCUGCACUACUUCCGGAUUACAUCCCGAACAAUCUUCACGACGAUGCUCAUUUGCCUUUUGGUGUUCAUUACUUAACUAGUGUUGUUGACUUAUUCCUACCAAAAAUGCGAGCAAAUACAAAUCGUAGACGUGUGGUUGUGAACCCGUUCAUGAAAAAUGUCUCAUCUGUAAGUGUUCUAAGGGUUAAAUAUCAGGCAGUCGCAACUUUACCAACUUGUUCAUGUGAAAGAAAUUGUUUUUAAUC
Messenger RNA from Strongylus vulgaris, 1898 nucleotides. Lineage: Eukaryota; Metazoa; Nematoda; Chromadorea; Rhabditida; Strongylidae. The record is from the annotation of a GenBank genome assembly.